CAGCCAACCGUCAGCCAACCGUGGACUUCACGGCGGCCGCCUAACAAGCUAACACCAGCUACCCGUGGCUUACCUGGCUGGGGCUCGGCCAGUUAGCCGUCGGUCGACAGCGGAGAAAGUCGCGCCUGCUAAUUGCGUGAGCCCAUGACCCGGGGAGAGUCAUGUCGAGUCGGGCUCUGCGAAGGCUUCGGGGGAAACAGCGGGGACAGGAAGCCCUGGACCCCGGAGACGUGAGCCUGGACGACGGGCAUCGGGAUCAGGCUGCCCCGGUCGAGGAGGAAGAGUCGGACGAGGCGAUUCCCCGGCCGAAGAAGAGCAGCGGCACCCGAAAAGCGAAGAAGAGCAAGGGUCAGAAAAACCUCAGCAACAUUUAUGAACUGAUAAGUGAUGCAGCGGAUGAGGCAAAGGAACUGUCACCUGAUGAAGAUGCUGGGAAGCCAGAUGGCAAUGGUGAUGCUUAUGAGAGGAAGAUUGAUAGAGACAUUGAGAAGACUGGUCCAAAGCAAGAAGAAACCUCUUUAAAGUCUUCGUCUGGAGAUAAAGUGAAGAAGAAGAAAAAGAAGAAGAAAAAAAUGGCCCCAGGAGAGAGACAGGAGGAUGUAGCUGAAAUUGACAUUGAUGCACUGUUGGGGAACAUGGAGCAAUCCAAUGGGCUGACCUUACAGAAUGAGUCUCAAGGGAGCUCAGACAGAAGACCUGCACUAUAUGUGCAGCACAGGAAUCUCAAUCCAGAGACGGAGCUAAAGAGAUAUUUCGGGGCUCGAGCGGUUCUUGGAGAUCAGAGACCUCGGCAGAGACAGAGACAGUUCCAUCGCACCACCUGGAUGACUGUUCCUAAAGACACCUGGCCUCGCUUCAGCCGCCCAGGCAUCUCGAUGACCCUGCUCGAAUCCAAGGGUGGUCUGCAGUACUUCACCUUUGAGCAUAAUCGGGACUACCAGCAAGUACAGUUCAAGUUCCUGGAUGCUGUGGAGUCCAUGGACCCCAGCAACAUAGUGGCCCUGCUGCAGAUGAACCCUUAUCACAUCGAUUCCCUGUUGCAGCUGUCUGAUGUCUGCCGUAUACAGGAGGAUCAGGAGAUGGCCAGGGAUCUUAUUGAGAGGGCCUUGUACAGCUUUGAGUGCGCUUUCCACCCAUUAUUCAGUCUGACUUCAGGGACCUGCAGACUUGAUUAUCUCAGACCAGAGAACAGGGCUUUUUACUUGGCUCUCUAUAAGCACAUGAUGUUCCUGGAGAAACGAGGAUGCCCGCGGACAGCUAUGGAGUACUGCAAACUGAUCCUGAGUUUGGAUCCUGACUCAGACCCCCUCUGCAUGCUGCUGCUCAUAGAUUUCUUAACACUGCGCUCCAGAGAGCACCACUCUCUCCUCCACUUGUACCAGGACUGGGAGGAACACAGAAACCUGUCCCAGCUGCCAAACUUUGCAUUCUCUGUGGCGCUGAGCCAUUUCCAUCUCAGCCAGCUAGAAGACAUGGAUCCUGAGGAGAAGGACAGACACGGACACAAGGCCGACAUGCUCCUGCAGAACGCCCUCAUCAUGUUCCCCGGAGUAUUGAUGCCCCUACUGGAUCUGUGUACAGUACAACCGGAUGGUGCAGUCUCAUCCCAUGCGUUCUUUGGCCAGAGGAGUCAUAUGGGACAAUCCCCGGCCCUAGCUGAGUUGACCAGUCUGUACGUGGGGAGGACUCAUGUCCUGUGGAAGGAAGGAGGGGUCCUGCUGUGGCUAGAGAAAAAUGUCAGGGAGGUGUUGCAUCGAGUAGAUACCAAGGACCCUCUGGUGGAGGACUCACAAAACAAGAGAAAGCAGAGGUACCAGUGUGCACCACGAAACAUCCACCGUCACGUCCUGCUGUCUGAGAUUAAAGAAGCCAUCUCAACUCUGCCUCUGGACGUGACCGCUCAGCCUUUGAUGGGCUUCGACCCUCUCCCUCCAUUGGAGUCUGUGACAUCUUACACCCGACCUGAAAGACAGAGUGUUGCAGGUUCCAAUGAGAGUACAUUGUCGCUGUUUUUCCGUACUUUGCUGCCAAAUUUCAACUUUCAGGGUGGACAGAGGCAGGAGGAUGAUAUGGAGGUGGCUCGAGCCGGUCGGGAGCUGAACCAGGAAGUGAACCGUCUAAUGGUGGCAAUGAGGGACAUGCUGGCCAACAUCCAGUUUCAAGAGCCGCCGAGAGAAGACAACCCCGACAGGGAUGAAGAGGAAUGGGACUGAGUGGGGGUGGGGUGGUUUGAGUAUGUAAUGUACAGCUAAAGGAAUUGAGUAUACUACAAUGACACGGUAUGGGAUAGCAGGAUUGCGACAUAUCUUUGAAUUGCCAAAAUUCAAAAGGUAAACACACACAAAAAAAAUGCUUACUCUAAGAGUAUGUUAAGUCAAGGGAAAUAAAUAACUUUGCAUUGUGCAGUCAAA
Messenger RNA from Lampris incognitus (smalleye Pacific opah), 2411 nucleotides. RefSeq names its product transcription factor 25 (basic helix-loop-helix) (gene tcf25). Gene Ontology annotation, cellular component: RQC complex. The transcript is spliced from 18 exons. The coding region runs from base 162 to 2213 and encodes 683 amino acids. NCBI's taxonomy places the organism in Eukaryota, Metazoa, Chordata, Actinopteri, Lampriformes, Lampridae. Gene Ontology annotation, molecular function: protein binding. The record is from RefSeq and is a predicted model, not a curated record.